This is a messenger RNA of Gastrolobium bilobum, 1110 nucleotides long. RefSeq lists its product as uncharacterized. Lineage: Eukaryota; Viridiplantae; Streptophyta; Magnoliopsida; Fabales; Fabaceae. The record is from RefSeq and is a predicted model, not a curated record. Bases 1 to 1110 code for a protein of 369 amino acids. The transcript is spliced from 4 exons.
AUGGGACAGUAUAAUAACAGUCCCUUCACUGGUGAAAUACUAAAUCCUCCUUUCCCGAAGGAUUUUGAUUCAGUACGCUUGCCGAAAUACGAUGGAAGCCAGGAUCCACAGGUCCUCAUAGAUGCUUUUGAUACGAACAUGUAUAUCCGAGGGAUAAAUGAGCCCCUCAUAUCUCGGAUAUUUUCCAUAACUUUGACUGGGGCAGUGCAGACAUGGUUUUCAACCCUCCCUGCCAAUUCCAUUGGAUCUUUUGAUAAAUUUGGACAAACGUUUAAAGAUGCUGCCUUGCAAGUGUUGGGUUUGCAAGAAAAUGUCCAUGUUCACUUCAUUGUGGCUGGCCUUGAUGGAUCAUCUAGACUGGCCAAGUCAGUAUACAAAGACCAUGUGAGAACAUUGGAGGAGUUCAGAAAUCGUUCCAAGAAAUACUUGGAACUUGAACAAAUGGAGAUAGCAAAUGCACUAUCAGAGGAAGGAAAAAGAGCAAGCCCAAGAAGGAAGAGCCCAACCCCAAGAGAAAAGGAUCGACCCGGUAAUAAAAAGAAAGAUUCCAGAGGCAGGAAUCUGGAUGAUAGAGAUCGGGUAGGAAUAUAUGAAAAAUAUACACCGUUGAAUGCCUCACGUUCUCAAAUUUGGAGGAAAGUGGCAAUGACAGAGAUGAAGAAAUGCUGGGAUCUCCGGGAUGCUGUGGAGAAAUUUGUUAGAGAAAGGAAACUACGCCAGUAUGUGAUCAAGACUCAGGGUUCUAGAAAUAACAAGAGAAAGUCUGGAAACUGGAAGAGAAGUAAGAGUCCAGUACCUGAGAAGAAAAAGAAGGAAGAAAGGAACCAGAAAGAUGAUUCCAACAAUGAUGAAUUCCCUGAAGCCGAGUUCGAUUGCAAUGUGAUUAAUGGAGCUCUUGGAGGAGAAGGGGAUACUGUAAGUUCUAGCGGAAGGCAUGUGGAUGGACUAGUCGUCACUGGAACUCUGGUAAAUUACCGGGUUAAAAAGAUCUUCAUAGAUACAAGAAGUAGUGCCGACAUUAUAUUAUGGGAUGCCUUCAAGAAGUUGAACCUUGACGAGGAAGACCUCAAGCCUUCAAUGGAGAAAAUACACCUCCUAAAGGCUAUAUAG